Molecule: messenger RNA, 2833 nt
Organism: Thunnus maccoyii (southern bluefin tuna)
Lineage: Eukaryota; Metazoa; Chordata; Actinopteri; Scombriformes; Scombridae
Gene: rgs6
Product: regulator of G protein signaling 6
Exons: 19
Coding region: 406-2022 (538 amino acids)
Biological process (GO): G protein-coupled receptor signaling pathway; regulation of G protein-coupled receptor signaling pathway; intracellular signal transduction
Source: RefSeq, a predicted model, not a curated record
GACUUCUGUGAAAAGCUUCUAUUCAGCAUGUACAACUCAGUAAAUUUGACAUAACUUUUAUGUACUAUUUCUGAAUACAAAAAACUUCACAUAAAGUACUGCAACUUUCAGAAAAGUACUUGUGUAUAUUUAUUUAAAACAUGUGAAUUCUGGAUUUACUAGUGACAUACUGGUGACGCUCUUACUUCAUCUGGAUCACGCUGACAAGAGAGUCUAUAUGUGUGCAGCGCUCUGGUGGGUCGGUGAAGCCGCGUUUUGGCUUCGGAGCUCCCAGCGAGAGAUAAGCCGGCGCUGAGCAGCUUGUCGACACUGAAGUGAGAGCACUUCCCACAUUAAGUGGGAAGAAGAGAAAGUCUGACGCUGAUAAAGAAGAGAGGAUAACUUCAGGAGAGGAAGACUGUAGUGAUGGCCGAGGCACCUCAGCAGCAGGAGCAGCAGCAGCAGCAGCAGCAGCAGCAGCAAGAGGAAGAGCAGCCACCGACUGCUGUGGGUGCAACGGAACCCGAUGAAGUGUCUGAUGAACCGAAGGAGGAUGUCCAGACAACCCCGACCCGACCUCUGCUGUCCAUGAGGUCCAUGAGCAGUGUGGACCCGGACGAUGACUCGCCCAACAUGAUUGUCUACAGAAAGAUUGAAGACAUUGUCACUUGCAUCCAGCAUGAAACAGAGGGUGUGCCCAUCAGAACUGUCAAAAGUUUCAUGACUAAAAUCCCCAGUGUUGUCACAGGUGCAGAUAUUGUGCAGUGGCUGAUGAAGAACCUGUCCAUCGAAGAUCCAGCUGAGGCCAUGCACAUCGGGAGUCUAAUCGCAGCUCAGGGGUACUUCUUCCCCAUCUCAGACCACGUCCUCUCCCUCAAAGACGACGGCACCUUCUACCGCUUUCAGGCACCGUAUUUCUGGCCGUCCAACUGUUGGGAGCCGGAGAACACUGACUAUGCUAUUUACCUGUGCAAGCGGACCAUGCAGAAUAAGACAAGGCUGGAGCUGGCAGAUUAUGAGGCGGAGAACCUAGCCAGGCUGCAGAGAGCCUUUGCCAGAAAGUGGGAGUUCAUCUACAUGCAGGCUGAGGCCCAGGUCAAGAUCGACAGGAAAAAAGAUAAAACUGAGAGGAAGAUCCUCGACAGCCAGGAGAGAGCCUUCUGGGACGUCCAUAGACCUGUGCCUGGAUGUGUUAACACCACAGAGAUGGACAUCAGGAAAUGUAGACGCAUGAAGAAUCCUCAUAGAGUUAAGAAGUCAGUGUACGGUUUGGUGGAGGAGGGAACACAGUGUCAGAGUCCCAUACAUACUCCCUCGCACCACUGCAGCCGAAAAGGCACCAAGGAGGAUGUGGAGAAAGAGAUCUUAUUCCUGAACACCCAGCUAGAUCGUCACUGUAUGAAGAUGUCUAAAGUUGCUGAAAGUCUGAUAAGCUACAUCGAGCAGUUCAUGGAGUAUGACCCUUUUCUGACGGCACUAGAACCGUCCAACCCAUGGACCAGUGACGACCCCUCCCUCUGGGAUCUGGAGGCCAGUAAAGAGCCCAGUCAGCAGCGAGUGAAGAAGUGGGGUUUCUCUCUGGAGGAGGCCCUGAAGGACCCAGCAGGACAGGAGCUCUUCCUAAAGUUCCUGGAGUCAGAGUUUAGCUCAGAAAACCUGCGGUUUUGGCUGGCAGUGCAGGACCUGAAGAGGAUGCCGCAACAGGAAGUGGCACAGAGAGCGCAGGAUAUCUGGACAGAGUUUCUGGCCGAGGGAGCGCCCAGCUCUAUCAAUCUGGACUCUCACAGCUACGAACGCACGAGCCAGAACCUGAAAGACCCCGGACGAUACAGCUAUGAGGAUGCACAGGACCACAUCUACAAGCUGAUGAAAAGUGACAGCUAUACGCGCUUCCUGCGCUCCAACGUCUACCAGGACCUGCUGAUGGCACGGAAGAAACCUGAAACGGAGCAGGGGCGACGUACCUCCCUGGAGAAGUUCACUCGGAGUGUGGGCAAGUCACUGACGGGCAAACGGCUGACGGGCCUCAUGCAGUCGUCCUGACAAGGCCUGGAUUAAGAGUAGGAGGAACCAUACCCAGAAGAGCUGCUUACCCCUGGGGAGCAGGUGGAAAAGGACACUGGGUUGUUUGGGUGGGGCUGUGGGAGGCGGGUGAGGGCACCAAACAAGCCUAGACUGCUGGACUGGACUGGACUGGACUGGACCGCCACCACGUUUAAAACUCACCUCAGAUCAGUUCAAGAGGACCGACAGCAUGCAAUAAGUCACCAGACCUGACACCAGGACAGUGCUGUCGCAGCAUAGAGCAUAAACAAUGCUACUCUUCUUAGGAGGUUUCUACUCAAAAGCCUGCAACAUGCCAGGCUUUGCUGUUUCUCUCUACUAUCUACACUCAUGUUAAUAUGGUAGCUGCACCAGGCUAUCACUUUACUUUCAGUGAUAUAAACAAUGGAAUGCUUGAAUGCCUUGACUGAUGUCAAAACGAGACUUAGAUUAAUGCCGUAGCUAGCCGUUUAAUCUCACAUCACUCACUAGGAUGAUAUAAGGGAAAUAGGGAUAGAGGGAUUUACAGUAAACAUCCACACUCUUGAACUGAACAUUUGCUCACUAUUCACAAUGAUUGCAGUCAGACUGCCUACUUCUAAUGGUGGUAAAGGUGGAGUAGUACGCCAACUUUUUAGUAAAUGAGCUUUUAGAUCAACUUAUUGUGUGAUGACACAAGAUUAACCUCUGUAUGUUCAUUAUUGGUUUAGUUGGUUAGUGUGUUUACAUUUUAUGUACUAAUCGUAGAAGCUAAUGUCUGUUUUUUUUAUGCUCAUUACAGACUGAUUAAAACAACAAUUGGAAGCUUUUA